This is a messenger RNA of Sphenostylis stenocarpa, 255 nucleotides long. NCBI's taxonomy places the organism in Eukaryota, Viridiplantae, Streptophyta, Magnoliopsida, Fabales, Fabaceae. The record is from the annotation of a GenBank genome assembly.
AUGGAGGACAUGAGAACUGACACCUUGUUUCUUUGCUCUAGUUUAGUCCUGGUCAAUGUUUUCCCAUUCAUCACUCUCAUUCUUGAAAUCAUCAAAGCUAACACCAUAAAGCAAAAACCAAAGCCAUACUUCAUCCAUGCUUGUAUAUUUCAGCGAAGUUUCUGGGCAUGCAUACACAAGCUUUGGUUAAACUCAAAUAGAAUAAAGAAGAUGUUCAUCUCAUUUUGUAGCGAUGUCAAACUUCAACAUGAGUAA